AGAGUCAGGUUUUGGUGGGUUAAUUUUGGUAGACAAGAAUCAAACAUACAAUGGGAGACGAAGCAAAGAUCUUCACUCUUUCAGAAGUUUCAGAGCAUAAUCAAGCUCAUGACUGUUGGAUUGUCAUCAAUGGAAAGGUGUACAAUGUGACCAAGUUUCUUGAAGACCAUCCAGGUGGGGAUGAUGUUCUCUUGUCUUCAACAGGCAAGGAUGCAACGGAUGAUUUUGAGGACGUGGGUCACAGCGAGAGUGCAAGAGAAAUGAUGGAGCAAUACUACGUAGGAGAGAUUGAUCCGACAACAAUACCAAAGAAAGUCAAAUACACACCUCCUAAACAACCUCACUACAAUCAAGACAAGACCUCUGAAUUCAUAAUCAAGAUCCUCCAGUUCCUCGUACCCCUUGCCAUACUCGGUUUAGCAGUCGGCAUUCGCAUUUACACCAAAUCAGGGUAGGCUUCUUCUUUUUUUCUGAGCAUUACUACCAUAUAUCUUAUAUAUAGAGAGAAAGAUUUAAGUCUUUUGAAAAGACAAAUCUCAAAGUCUCUCCCUUUGUUCUUGUCUCUGUUCCCAUAUUUUGUUGUUUGAAUGUGUUUUGGACAAUUUCUUAUCUAUUGUGGUGUAACUGCAUAUGAACAACAGUCUUGUUGGUGGUUUUGCCUUGAGCAACUAAUGACAUCACAGUUAUGACUAAUAAUAAGUGAUCUGUUUU
Arabidopsis arenosa is the source of this 711-nucleotide messenger RNA. The record is from the annotation of a GenBank genome assembly. NCBI's taxonomy places the organism in Eukaryota, Viridiplantae, Streptophyta, Magnoliopsida, Brassicales, Brassicaceae.